Thamnophis elegans (Western terrestrial garter snake) is the source of this 3866-nucleotide messenger RNA. It is a transcript of the gene CTTN, whose product is annotated as cortactin. NCBI's taxonomy places the organism in Eukaryota, Metazoa, Chordata, Lepidosauria, Squamata, Natricidae. Gene Ontology annotation, molecular function: actin filament binding. The transcript has 17 exons. The coding region runs from base 737 to 2278 and encodes 513 amino acids. Gene Ontology annotation, biological process: regulation of actin filament polymerization. The record is from RefSeq and is a predicted model, not a curated record. Gene Ontology annotation, cellular component: site of polarized growth; cortical actin cytoskeleton; lamellipodium.
CGCGGAAAGUGGGAGAUUCGCUAGCAGGGCACCGGAUAAAGUAGUCGCUCUCCCGCUUCGGCCUGUUCCUGCUGAACUUCUUCCUCAAGACGGAGCUUCCCGAGCCGCUAAGCCUGCGAAUAGGCAGAAACGCGCCGGCAAGAAGCCGCUACUGACGGGGACGACCCGACCUCCCUUCCCCUCCAGCCCCCUCCUCAGCUCAUGCUUUGUAUCCCUCCCUACAGACACGCACGCACGCACGCGCAAUCCCCGCCCGGGUUCGCUCAGCGCGCGCGCUCCGCCAAGCCAACCCGGUGUUGAAGGUUGAGAGAUCAGUUGAAGGAAUAAUUUUUGACCUUUCUGGCUUUGCGGGUGUUUUUUUUUUUUUUUUGUGGUGGUGGGGGCUACUUUUAAAGUGUAGGGACUACAAAACUUUUGAACGUCCGGGAACAGUGUUGGUCAUUCGCAAAGGUUCUGCACGAGGUGCUCUAACUCUCCGGCCAGAGGGCACGGACGGAUGCGGAGGUCUUUUCGCCUCCCACAGGCCCGCGCUGUGGGAAGCCAAGCCCCGACGGGUCGCUGCGGCCAUCUCCCACCUGAUGACGCGCCAUGCUGAAAAACAGGAAACGGGAUCUUGGGAGAGGCGGAAAUUGCAGUGCUCAGCAGAGCUCGUAAGGGCCAGCAGGCUGAGACGAGGAGCGGGCGUCGCGUCGGCAAGGAAGGCGCCUGAGUAGCGGGGAAGUGGGCUGGCCGCAAAAUGUGGAAAGCAUCGGCAGGCCACAGCAUCAGUCUGAGCCAGGAUGAUGGUGCUGAUGAUUGGGAGACAGAUCCUGACUUUGUGAAUGAUGUAAGUGAAAAAGAACAGCGCUGGGGUGCUAAAACUGUCCAAGGAUCUGGUCACCAGGAACAUAUCAACAUUCAUCAACUUCGAGAAAAUGUAUUCCAAGAGCACCGGUCCCUCAAGGAGAAAGAGCUUGAAUCAGGACCCCAAGCUUCGCAUGGCUAUGGAGGGAAGUUUGGCGUGGAACAGGACCGCAUGGACAAAUCAGCCGUUGGACAUGAAUAUCAAUCCAAGCUUUCUAAGCAUUGCUCCCAGGUGGAUUCGGUUAAAGGCUUUGGUGGCAAGUUUGGCGUCCAGGUUGACAGGGUUGACCAGUCUGCUGUGGGAUUUGAAUACCAAGGAAAAACAGAGAAACAUGCUUCUCAGAAAGACUAUUCAAGUGGAUUUGGUGGGAAGUACGGUGUGCAGGCUGACAGAGUAGACAAGAGUGCCAUGGGAUUUGAUUACCAAGGAAAAACAGAGAAACAUGAAUCCCAGAAAGAUUAUUCUAAAGGUUUUGGUGGUAAAUAUGGUGUGGACAAAGAGAAAGUGGAUAAAAGUGCUGUUGGCUUUGAAUACCAGGGCAAAACUGAAAAACAUGAAUCACAGAAAGACUAUACGAAAGGUUUCGGUGGAAAGUUUGGCAUACAGACUGACAGACAGGAUAAAUGUGCACUUGGCUGGGAUCACCAGGAAAAAGUACAGUUGCACGAAUCUCAAAAAGAUUAUUCUAAAGGAUUUGGUGGAAAGUAUGGUGUCCAGAAAGAUCGGAUGGACAAGAAUGCAUCAUCUUUCGAAGAUAUUGAGAAAUUGUCUUCAACAUACCAGAAGACCAAACCAGUAGAAGCUGCAAAUGCCAAAACAAGCAACAUCAGAGCUAACUUUGAAAAUCUAGCUAAGGAUAAAGAACAAGAAGACAGAAGAAAGGCAGAAAUUGAAAGAGCUCAAAGGAUGGCCAAGGACAAGGAGGAACAAGAAGAGGCUAGGAGGAUAAUCGAAGAAAAAGCCAAAUGCAAGAAACAGAAUCCUCCUGAACCUCUAGCUCCACAACCAGUGGAAGAAAAAGUGCCAUCGGAUGCAAUCUACGAGGAUGCUGCUUCCUUCGAAUCUGGUUAUAAAAGUUCCAAUGCAAGUCUUCCAAAUGUACAGGAGCCAGAACAGGACCGCAAAGCUGAAGAAUCUGACUAUCAAGAAGCAGUUAGUCAGAGAGAGCCGGCCUAUGAAUCGGCGACCGUGUACGAAGAGGCUGCAGUAGGAAAUCAGUAUCAAGCAGAUGAAACUGCUUAUGAAUAUGAAAAUGACCUUGGAAUAACAGCUAUAGCCCUAUAUGAUUAUCAGGCUGCUGGGGAUGAUGAGAUUUCCUUUGAUCCAGAUGAUAUCAUUACCAAUAUUGAAAUGAUAGAUGAUGGUUGGUGGAGAGGAGUCUGCAAAGGCAGAUAUGGGCUUUUCCCAGCUAAUUAUGUGGAGCUGAGACAAUAGAAACGGAUGUUUACCAUUUAUGCCUUAAUACCAUGAUCAUUCAUCUGACUUAUUACACUACAAAUCAUGUGGGGCUUUUUUUUUGGGGGGGGGGGUUGCAAGAGAAGAGAGUGAAAGGAUCUAUUCAUACUCCUUUUAUAUUUAAAAUACUUUGCUGAUGCUUUUAUAAAUGUUUUAUGGGUCCAGAAAUUGCUAAUAUAUUGUGACUCUAUGUUGCCCUGCAGCCUGUCAUACUUUUUAAUGCAUUUUGAAAAAGAGGUUUCCUUGAUUCCUUUGUAAAAUUGGUGAUGGUGAUUUUUCCCCCCUCUAGAGUUUUUAGUUCUCUCUAACAGUAAUACAUGUUACAAAUUAUAUUCAUGUGUUCUUGUACUGAACAUGGUCAGUUUUCCAGCUCCCAUCUGUCAUAUCUAGGUCACAUUUCGACUUACUGGGAACAUGGCAGGUAUGGACAGAGGAAAAUGCUAGCUGGCUUGCAGUUAGAGGCAAAACAUUCAUGGGAAGUUAUUCUCUAUUUAAUCUCAGAAAGGACCCAGUAUAGAAGGCUAGGCUUAUUUUUCAUUCAUAUUCUUGGGAAGUGCACAGUCCAGUCAAAAGCUCUGUUACGCAACUUUAGUUGAACUUUUUCAGAAGUUCUGAUAAGGAACUGAUGCAAGCCUCACCUGGCUUUGUGAUGUUAAGUUUUGUUUAUGCUGCUCUUUCUCUCAUGCACCUAGAACACUGUGAAAUUUUUGGUCUUGAAGAUUUAAAUGUUUCCAUUACAUGCCCUCUCUAGCUCUUUCAGCCUGUCACCUCGAUGAUAAAACAGGCGGGAUAUGCAGCACUAAUUUCAGUUUGUAUGAUUUGCAAAGAGGACAAUGGGAUGAGAUGACUUCCUCUAUAGUAAAUCUGAUUUUUUGGGGGCUAUAUUUCACUAAAGGAAUAUUGCUCUUACGAGUACAUUAAAGCUUUGGAGGAAAUUGCUAUUUUUAAACAAUGUCGACGACUCAUUUUAGAUAUUCAGCUCUUGACUGCCAGUAACACUCAAGCAAACUGUAAAGGUCUCUCUGUCUUUUGCCAAAUGUAAUGCUGAAUUUUUGCUGUAAUUUCUGUAAAGUAAAUUGAGAAUUAAUUACUGAUUUUAACCACAUAAGCAUCCCUACCAAAGACAGCAUACAGUAUAUGUGUCUUCAGUGUUUCUUGUUCAUUUCUGUUUGGGAAGAGAAAUUCAGGGAUAAAUCGGUCAAGGAAAGAAGUGAAUGAAAAAAAGAUUAGCAAGUUCAAUAAGAUGUAUAUAAAAAUAUUUCUAUUGAAUGGCAACCUGCAGUGUAUCUAAAGAAAUAUGGAAUGUAGAGAGAAGUAAUCUUGCAUGGGAUUGGCUACUUGGACAAUCUCUUAAGAAGAAUGUAUGUAAUGUUUAUUUUCUAUUAUCUUCCCCACCGGUUCCUUGCUUUCUCAUAAUUACAUUGAUAAUAGUAUGUUAAGUGGGCAUGGAUUUUUUAUGCAAUUUUAGCUUAUUCAGUUUGCAUAGAACAGCAACUAGGAUAUAUGAUUCCUGUUUUUCUUUUUCUUUUUGUAAAUUAAAUAUUCAAAUAAACUUUUGGAACCAUUU